UAAAUUGUUUUGUUUUUGUUGUUUUUCUAACCUCAAAUCUUAUGCAAAUUUACGACUGAUAAAUAUUACGUUUAAAUGGAUUCUUCUGAUUUUGAGUCAAUAUGCCGAGCGUGUAUGAAGAAAGGUUCUUUAAUCUCCCUAUUUACCUAUCAUCACAAUUACUCGGUUCAACUGUGGGAAAUGCUUCACUUGUGCUCUUCGAUAGCGAUAAACCCCGAAGACAAUCUCCCGCGUAACAUCUGCACCGAAUGCAAAGUGAGUCUUAUCGCUCUGUACAAAUUUCGGGACACAAUUUUGACCACGGACGCGAUAUUGCGACGACUUCUGAAAGGAGGCAGGCAUAAAGCAGCCAAGGACAUUGUCGAUGAGGUGAAAGUGGAGCCGACCGAAGAACGGGCUGAGAUUAUUUCGUACCGCGAGGAAAUUGUGAAGGCGGAGUCUGAUGAGAAGAAAAAGGUGAAGAGUCUACAAUGCGAAACAUGCGGUAAAUUUUUGAGUUGCCACAGCAAUUUGGCGCAGCACAUGCGUUGGCACACCGGUGAAAAACCGUUCGCCUGCGAUCUGUGCGGCAAAAAAUUCGCCAGAUCGGAACACGUCCGAAUCCAUCGGCGCAUACAUACGGGCGAACGGCCGCACGCCUGCAAGAUUUGCCACAAGAGCUUCGUGCAGUACGCCUCGCUGGCGGCGCACUCGCGCACUCACAGCGGCGAACGGCCGCACACGUGCCGCGUCUGCGGCAAGUCGUUUAGUCAGUCGGCCAGCUUGACGUACCACACGCGCACGCACACCGGCGAAACGCCGUUCACGUGCCAGAUAUGCAACAAGGGUUUCGCGUACUCCGGCAAUCUGAGCAUACACAUGCGGUUCCACAGGAACGAGCGACCGUUCAGUUGUGACGUUUGCGGAAGGACGUUCGUGACGAGUUCGCAUUUGGCCGCGCAUACCAAACAGCAUACCGGCGAUCGGCCGCAUCGUUGCGAUGUGUGCGGUAAGGCGUUCAUGCGAAGCGAGCACUUGAAAGACCACCGGGUCACGCAUACCGGCGAAAAACCGCACGCGUGCAAGCUGUGUCCCAAACGGUACACUCAGAGUAGUCACCUGAAUAGGCAUAUGAAGAGUCAUAAAACUUGACACUGUCAUUGAAAUAAAUCAUUA
Messenger RNA from Photinus pyralis (common eastern firefly), 1155 nucleotides. RefSeq names its product zinc finger protein 239-like. Gene Ontology annotation, biological process: regulation of transcription by RNA polymerase II. The record is from RefSeq and is a predicted model, not a curated record. NCBI's taxonomy places the organism in Eukaryota, Metazoa, Arthropoda, Insecta, Coleoptera, Lampyridae. The transcript has 3 exons. Gene Ontology annotation, cellular component: nucleus. Bases 76 to 1131 code for a protein of 351 amino acids. Gene Ontology annotation, molecular function: DNA-binding transcription factor activity, RNA polymerase II-specific; RNA polymerase II cis-regulatory region sequence-specific DNA binding; zinc ion binding.